AUGGUUGGACUUGGCCCUAAGCACCCGCAAUCCCGGAAGGGGUCCAUGCACGAGCUGCCCCAGAACUUGUUGGAGCCUAUUAAGGAAUUCGAGAAGGCUUUCACCGUCGAUCGCUCCAAGCUUAAGGAGAUCGUGAACCACUUCGUCAAGGAGCUUGAGAAGGGUCUGAGCGUUGAGGGCGGCAACAUUCCCAUGAACGUUACCUGGGUCCUGGACUUCCCCGAUGGACAUGAGCGGGGUACCUACUUGGCCCUCGAUAUGGGCGGCACCAACCUACGUGUUUGCGAGAUUACCUUGACCGAGGAGAAGGGCGCCUUCGAUAUCACACAAUCCAAGUAUAAGAUGCCCGAGGAGCUGCGGACUGGAACUGCCGAAGAGUUGUGGGAGUACAUCGCCGACUGCUUGCAGCAAUUCGUCGAGACCCACCACGCCGGAGAAAACCUCACCAAGCUGCCUCUUGGUUUCACUUUCUCCUACCCCGCCACACAGGAGUACAUCGAUCACGGUAUUCUGCAGCGCUGGACCAAGGGCUUUGACAUUGACGGUGUCGAGGGUAAGGAUGUCGUUCCCCCUCUGGAGGAGGUCUUGAAGAAGCGGGGUCUUCCCAUUAAAGUUGCAGCCCUUAUCAACGACACCACCGGUACCCUCAUUGCUUCCUCUUACACCGACUCCGCCAUGAAGAUUGGCUGCAUCUUCGGUACCGGUGUCAACGCCGCAUACAUGGAGAACGCAGGAUCCAUUCCCAAGAUUGCCCACAUGAACCUGCCCGCCGAUAUGCCCGUCGCCAUCAACUGCGAAUACGGAGCCUUCGACAAUGAGCACGUGGUCCUGCCCCUCACCAAAUACGAUGACAUCAUCGAUCGCGACUCCCCCCGCCCCGGCCAGCAAGCCUUCGAGAAGAUGACCGCUGGUCUGUACCUCGGCGAGAUCUUCCGUCUCGCACUAAUUGACCUGGUCGACAACCGCCCUGGUCUGAUCUUCAACGGCCAGGAUGUCACCCAGCUCCGCAAGCCCUACCUGCUCGAUGCCUCCUUCCUCGCCCACAUCGAAGAGGACCCCUAUGAGAACUUGACCGAGACCCUGGAUCUCUUCGACAGCAAGUUGAACAUCCGCCCCACAGAGCCGGAACUGGAGCUUAUCCGCCGUCUCGCCGAGCUGAUCGGUACCCGUGCCGCUCGUCUGUCCGCGUGCGGAGUCGCCGCUAUCUGCACCAAGAAGAACAUCGAGUCCUGCCACGUCGGUGCUGACGGCUCCGUCUUCACCAAGUACCCCCUCUUCAAGGAGCGUGGUGCCCAGGCUCUGCGUGAGAUCCUCGACUGGGCCCCUACCGAGAAGGACAAGGUCUCCAUCCUGGCUGCCGAGGAUGGUUCCGGUGUUGGUGCUGCCCUGAUUGCUGCCCUGACACUCAAGCGUGUCAAGGCCGGUAACCUCGUUGGUGUCCGUAAUAUGGAUGACAUGAAGACCCUGCUUUGA
Penicillium crustosum is the source of this 1473-nucleotide messenger RNA. Its product is annotated as putative hexokinase Kxk. Bases 1 to 1473 code for a protein of 490 amino acids. Gene Ontology annotation, biological process: intracellular glucose homeostasis; glucose 6-phosphate metabolic process; glycolytic process. The record is from RefSeq and is a predicted model, not a curated record. NCBI's taxonomy places the organism in Eukaryota, Fungi, Ascomycota, Eurotiomycetes, Eurotiales, Aspergillaceae. Gene Ontology annotation, molecular function: mannokinase activity; D-glucose binding; fructokinase activity. Gene Ontology annotation, cellular component: mitochondrion; cytosol. The transcript is spliced from 5 exons.